CGGUUGCUGAGCGCUCGGACGGCGCCCGGAGCCCUUUCGCCUGGCAGCCUUCCGCAUGCUUUGGCGGCAUUUCCUCCUCAGGCAAAAAAGUUGGCCGGAGCUUCUUGGCUUGGUUUGGUUAGGGGCUUCUCUUGCCAGAGUGCAACAACCUUACUUGCUGUGCCCUUUUUAAAGUCGCCUUUAGAAACUCCAGGGGGAGAAUGUUGGACUUCCUGUACAAGCUGGGGUCACUUUCUUAGGAAUACCUCUUGGGGUUUUUAGCGAGUGUGCUGGAACCGUCUAAUGCCACAAUUCCGUACUUUGGGGUGACCGCGACUGAGGCUUUCAAGGACUCUUAAUUGGUCUGAAGAACUAUCAAAAACCCUCAUGUGACUUGCCAGCCGGAAUAGGUGGAUAUCGCUAUCCUCUGUGGGAGAAGGAGCUGCCCGUUGACUGAAAUGGCACUUCUGCGCUUUAACAUUGUGAAAAGGUUAUUUUGGAGGAAAAGAGGCAUUUUUGCCUUGAAACUUUUGUUUUUUACUGUUUCUGUUUUGAUCUUCUGUGAAUUUAUAAUUUAUUACAUAGUUAUAAUCCAGUGUCACUGGCCACAGUUGAAAGCUCCAAGGGCUAUUGAACUGACUUCAGAUUCUGUCUUGAAAGCAAUGUUUAUAGCAGAUACUCAUUUACUUGGUGAAAUCAAUGGACACUGGUUGGACAAGCUAAGGAGGGAAUGGCAAAUGGAGAGAGCCUUCCAAACUUCCCUCUGGCUUCUGCAGCCAGAAAUAGUUUUUAUUCUUGGUGAUGUCUUUGAUGAGGGAAAGUGGAGCUCUUCCCAGGCCUGGUCAGAUGAUGUAAGACGCUUUCUGAAAAUGUUUAGACAUCCAGUCCAAACUGAAAUAAUGGUUAUUGUUGGCAACCAUGACAUUGGCUUUCAUUAUGAAAUGACUGCAUUUAAAUUGGAACGCUUUUCUAAAGUUUUCAACUUUGCUUCAGGGAAGAUUGUAACUCGGAAAGGAGUAAAUUUCAUUAUGGUGAACAGCGUUGCUCUAGAGGGCGAUGGCUGCAGCAUCUGCCGAACAGCGGAAGCGAGGCUUGCUCAGCUCUCUCACAAACUCAACUGCUCGUUGCGGGAAGGAAUCCAACACAAAGAAAGGUGCAGUGAUGCAGACAAAAUUCCAGCUUCGGUUCCAAUUCUGUUACAGCAUUAUCCUCUUUAUCGAAGAAGUGACUCAAACUGUACCGGGGAGGAUUCUGCUCCUUUGGAUAAAAAGAAUGACCUCUUUAGAGAGAAGUAUGAUGUGCUUUCCCAGGAAGCCUCCCAAAAGUUGUUAUGGUGGUUUCAGCCUCGCUUGAUUCUCAGUGGUCAUACCCACAGUGCCUGUGAAGUGUUACAUAAUGGGAAGAUCCCAGAAAUCAGUGUUCCAUCAUUCAGUUGGAGGAACAGAAACAAUCCUAGUUUCAUACUGGGCACCUUAACAUCAACCGACUUCUCUCUCGACAAGUGCUUUCUUCCAUAUGAGAAUACAGUUAUUACUCUCUACUGUACAGCAGGAGCUGUGCUUAUGGUCUUCAUCCUAGCUCGCCUUCAGCUUCUAGUUUCUCCUUUUCGUUUUGUUCAGCAUUUAAUCACUAAGUAUAAAGCACUAUGAAGAGUCAGACACUUGUAACCAGUCACUGACACACCAAAGCUAAAGAACAGUCCGUCAGACUACAUUCAUGCCAGCAAGUACGUACUUGAAUUGCUAGCCCAAAGGCAGGUUGUCUUUACAUACAGAAAGUCCUAUACAGUUGAUAUGACUUUUACUACACAGGAUAAAUUAACUGAAUGCUUCAUGCUGUACAAAAAUAUUGUAUUCUACAAUCAAAUGAAUCAUUUUCUUGCUAAAGUUUUUGUAUCAAAUAAGUAUAUUAAAAGUUUGUAACUGUACACUA
Molecule: messenger RNA, 1911 nt
Organism: Varanus komodoensis (Komodo dragon)
Lineage: Eukaryota; Metazoa; Chordata; Lepidosauria; Squamata; Varanidae
Gene: MPPE1
Product: metallophosphoesterase 1
Exons: 11
Coding region: 438-1628 (396 amino acids)
Biological process (GO): endoplasmic reticulum to Golgi vesicle-mediated transport; GPI anchor biosynthetic process
Cellular component (GO): endoplasmic reticulum-Golgi intermediate compartment
Molecular function (GO): phosphoric diester hydrolase activity
Source: RefSeq, a predicted model, not a curated record